Messenger RNA from Rhizophagus irregularis DAOM 181602=DAOM 197198, 1215 nucleotides. The record is from RefSeq and is a predicted model, not a curated record. Lineage: Eukaryota; Fungi; Glomeromycota; Glomeromycetes; Glomerales; Glomeraceae.
AUGGGUCAUUGGUGGUGUAAAGAAUCACCUGAGGAAUCAUCUAAAUUAUCUUUAAUUACUUAUUUAGAACAUGAAUGUAUUAGCCAUUUAAGCAAAAAACUUCAAUAUUGUUCUUCAAAUCAAGAAAAAUUACAUAUUUAUAAUACAAUGGCAAUCAUCUAUGAACAAUUAGCUGAAAAAGAAGAUAAAAGCAAUCGACUAAAUAGUUUAUGUCAUUGGAAAGAUGCUCAAAGAAACUAUGAAAUGGCACAUGAAGCAGUUCCAGAAAAUCUAGACGCUAACCUUGAAUAUUGGUACUUUUGUAGUAUUGCUUAUUGUAAGAAGGUUGAUUAUAAAAAUGCCAAAGAAAAUAUUAUUGAGGCAUUGAGACUAGAUAAUAAAAACAAGGGUAUAUGUGGUGUAUUACCUGCUUUAUGGCUUAGCGAGAUAGAAUAUCAUACUCAUAAACCCAUUUCUUAUCUAUUUGAUAUGAUAGCUGGAACAUCAGCUGGAGGAUUUAUAGCUGCUGGAUUAUCAGUACCAUCCUGGAAAUCAUAUAAUACAAGAAACCAUUUAUUUUAUGAUGAUUUAAAGUAUUCAGUUUUAAACCCAAAGUUUUCAGCUUUAGAUUUAUUGAAUAUUUAUCAGAGUGAAAUAAAAAACUUUUUUACUACUGAUAGCUCAUGGAGUUUUUCCAAGUCUAAGUAUACAGAUAAAGGACGUCGUUCGUUGUUUUAUAGACAUUUUGGCAGGAUGUAUUUAAAUCAAGCACUUACUGAACUCGUUAUUCCUGCGGUAAAUAAUGAAAGCAACUUAGCACAAACGCAUUUAUUUACACGUCAUAAUGCUAUCAAAAAUAUAAAAAAUUAUACUUUUGUUGAUGCUUUAAUGGCUACGACAGCUGCGCCUACUUUUUUCCCAUCUUACAAGAUAGAAGGUAGAGGUAUUUUCUUAGAUGGCGCUUUGCAUCUCAAUAAUCCAUCAAUGGCAGCUUAUGAAAAAGCUAAUCAAUAUAAUGUAGAAAAAGAAAAGAUUUCCGUGUUUUCCUUAGGUACAAGGAGUUAUAUAUCAGAUUCUUUAGUGCUACCACAACAGGAAGAACCAAUAAGACUGGAUGAUUAUGAAAGUAUUCCCAAUCUCUUAGAGUUAGGCCAUCAGUAUAUAGAAGAGCUUGAUGCUUCAGAUGAAAAUCCUAUAAACAAGUUAGUGGAGUCUUUUGAAAUUCUCAGCACUUAA